GCAGUGGCUAUACCAAGAAAGAAAACUCAACAAACAAAUUCUCAAGUACUGUACAUAUCAUCAUAUAAUCAAACCUUCAAUUCCAUGCUGCAACUUUUUUCCACACGCUUCCAUGGCUCACCACAUCCAAGAUAGCCCCAAGAAGAAGAAGAAGAAACCUCCAAACAAAAUCACCGUUCUUCGUUGCUUUGGAUUUUCAGGCCGCCGCCGGGAUGAUCAUAAUCUGUCUUCCGGUACUGAUAAACCCAAAUCCCCGCCCUCCGCCGCCGGCAAGAGGAGAAGAUUAUGGCUUAGCCUUUCACUGUGCCGGAAGCAGAAAUCUGCCGCCAAAACUGUUCCCAUAGCCGACGCCACGGCGGCGCCGGCUGAUGAUGAGGUCAACCGCAGCAAAGAAAUUCAUGUUAUUGUCAAGUCAGAUAGUGGUAAGAUCAAGAAGACCUCUUCCAAAAACCGCCAACUUCCGGCGGCUCCUGCCGCCGCCGCCGUAAGUCCUCCGCUGGUUCCCGCCGGAGAAACUAUCCUUCAUAAGACCAGUAAGGCUAGCAGGUACGAUAAAACUGAGAGCAUCAUCUUCGAGAAAACCAAAACCUCAGAUCACUCGAACUCCACGGAAAAUCUCACGAUUCAUAAAAAGGCAUCCAAGAAAAACAUCUCAGCCGGAGCCGGAGCAACGGACGACAAGGCCGUGCUCAGCCGCGACUCCUCAGCCGGAAAGUCACAAAUAAAGAAGAAAAAACCGGCGAACACGGCGGCCCACGGCGGCGUUCAUUCCGAAAGCAACAUUGACUCGACGAGAAACCAAGAUUCUACAUACGGAAUGUUGAUGUUAAUGGUGAUUUUAAUAAUAAUGUUGCUUUGGGGGAGAUUAUGCGCCAUCGUUUGUACGGCUGCAUGGUUCUAUUUCGUGCCACGAAUCAAGAGAAAUGAAGAACCGCCGGAAACUGCACGGCGGAGCGACGACGGUGGGGUUUCUAACGACGCCCUCCGUUUCAGCUCGGCGGAGAGGAAGAAGAAGGUGGUGUUGGAUGGAUUUCUUGAGAGAAAUAAUCAUCGUACGACAAUAAUUUUGUAGAUAUAUUAUAUAUAUAAUCAUAUCGUUACUUUUUGUCUCAAGAAAUUUUGUUCACUCUUACUUUUGAAUCCGAAAGAUGUUUUGAAACAUUUUACGUAUGGGUUUAUUUGGAUAUAAUGAAGUUAACUUAGUAUAGGAAUGAAAAUUUUGGUUUUGUAAAA
Molecule: messenger RNA, 1233 nt
Organism: Ipomoea nil (Japanese morning glory)
Lineage: Eukaryota; Viridiplantae; Streptophyta; Magnoliopsida; Solanales; Convolvulaceae
Exons: 2
Coding region: 113-1072 (319 amino acids)
Source: RefSeq, a predicted model, not a curated record